Messenger RNA from Oncorhynchus keta (chum salmon), 7160 nucleotides. RefSeq names its product rho-associated protein kinase 1-like. The record is from RefSeq and is a predicted model, not a curated record. Gene Ontology annotation, cellular component: cytoplasm; cytoskeleton. Lineage: Eukaryota; Metazoa; Chordata; Actinopteri; Salmoniformes; Salmonidae. Gene Ontology annotation, molecular function: small GTPase binding; Rho-dependent protein serine/threonine kinase activity; ATP binding. The transcript is spliced from 33 exons. Gene Ontology annotation, biological process: actomyosin structure organization; cortical actin cytoskeleton organization; regulation of cell junction assembly. Bases 1061 to 5218 code for a protein of 1385 amino acids.
AGUUGGGUGAUUCAGGUAUGGGCGAGGGAGCUCACCAUACCUUCCAGACCCUACUGGAUUGGCCGUUGAUACGAAGCACGACAUAGCCUACUUGCUAGCUUGCUCACGCCCAGUAAGGGCGAAGCUUGAGUGGCUGUCCGAAUUAUCGUGUUAUAUGAAAAUCCCCAGAAAGCAGUGGAACGCGACCUUUGUCAUCAUCACGAUCGCGUGCUCAACAACACAGCCUGUGAACUCCUUGAAGCGCUUCAAAUGUUGCCCAUGCGCAGUGCUUGACAUUUCAAAGUUGCUUCUCCGGUGUUUGAACAGGAAGGCGGACAUGUUGGUCAGGCAGUGGGAGAAAAUCGGGCAUAGUCUAUUUAAAAAAAAACACACAUCAAAAGCAGAUGUAUCUAUGUAGAACCAGCACGAUUUUCGUCUGUAUCGGUCAACAUCAAUGGCCGAUGACCAUGUGAUAUUUACUACGAAAGGACAGUAAUGAAAUGUUUUAACAAGACCGUGGUUUAAACUGAUCGAAAUUUGGAAGCAAAGUUUUUUUUUUCUUUUUUCUUCUCGCCACUUCUACUUUGCAGCUGUCAGACUAAUUUUACUUUUUUUUGCAAGGGUCUGGCACUGAUGGACAGGCCUGGAGUAAUGUGGCUAGUUUGCAACGCCGGAUUUAUAUCGCCGGAUUUAAAAAACAAGGUUUAAUUUUUAUAAAUUUAUUUUGGAUGUAUAGGUAUCUUUUUAAAGUCCUGCACAACUCCGCUGCUGCAUCCUGUGGUCGCCGACUAAUCUGUCGUCGAUGCAGUUAUCUUAUUUUGAAUAGUUGAAGUUGUCUUCGUAAUCUGAGCUGGUGAAACAUUUUUCUCUUAAAAUGUGGCUUUUGAAUAUCAAAUGUGUCAUAGUCUGUGAAAAAACGAGAAGAAACACGUUUCUUUGAUUCAAACUGCGGGUUCUACGGAAUUGUAGCUAGCGUGACUGAGUUCACGCGAAGGGAAGAACAUUGGGCUAGCUAACUAGCCCUAUAGCUAUAAUUCAUUUUAAUUGUAACACCGGCGUGGAACUCUACUUAACUGCAACAAUGUCUGCUGGAGAAAGUUUGGAGGCUCGUUUUGAGAAAAUCGAUGCCAUGUUGAAGGACCCGAAGUCGGAAAUAAACACGGAUUGCCUUUUGGAUGGCUUGGACGCGUUGGUGUACGACCUUGACUUUCCAGCCCUGAGAAAAAACAAAAGCAUCGACAACUUCUUGAAUAGAUAUAAGGACACCAUCAGUAAGAUCCGGGACCUGCGGAUGAAAGCAGAGGACUAUGAGGUGGUCAAGGUUAUCGGGAGGGGGGCGUUUGGAGAAGUGCAGUUGGUAAGACACAAAGCCACGAUGAAGGUGUAUGCCAUGAAGCUGCUUAGCAAGUUUGAGAUGAUAAAGAGGUCGGACUCUGCUUUCUUCUGGGAGGAGAGGGACAUCAUGGCCUUUGCCAACAGCGCCCUGGUGGUGCAGCUGUUUUAUGCGUUCCAGGACGACCGUUACCUCUACAUGGUGAUGGAGUACAUGCCCGGCGGAGACCUGGUCAACUUAAUGAGCAACUAUGACGUCCCCGAGAAGUGGGCCCGCUUUUACACCGCCGAGGUGGUGCUGGCUCUGGACGGGAUCCACGCCAUGGGAUUCAUACACAGGGACGUGAAGCCUGAUAACAUGUUGCUAGACAAAGCAGGCCACUUGAAGUUGGCAGACUUUGGGACCUGUAUGAAAAUGAACAAGGACGGUAUGGUCCGAUGCGACACAGCAGUGGGAACACCAGACUACAUUUCGCCAGAGGUACUAAAAUCCCAGGGAGGAGAUGGAUAUUAUGGCCGGGAGUGUGACUGGUGGUCCGUGGGAGUCUUCCUAUAUGAGAUGCUUGUCGGUGACACACCGUUCUACGCUGACUCGUUGGUGGGGACGUACAGUAAGAUCAUGAACCACAAGAACGCACUGACCUUCCCUGAAGACAGCGACAUCUCCAAGGAUGCCAAGAACCUCAUUUGUGCCUUCCUGACUGACAGGGAGGUGCGACUGGGCCGUAACGGGGUGGAUGAGAUCAAGAGGCAUCCUUUCUUCAAGAACGACCAGUGGACAUGGGAGAACAUCCGAGAGACGGCGGCCCCGGUAGUGCCUGAGCUGAGCAGUGACAUCGACACCAGUAACUUUGACGAAAUUGAGGAGGACCGGGGAGACGAGGAGACCUUCCCCAUACCGAAGGCCUUCGUGGGCAACCAGCUGCCCUUUGUGGGGUUCACCUACUAUAGCAGUCACCAGUUCUCCCGGAGCACCAGCACCAAGAGUGUUGACAAACGCAGCAGCUCCACCAAGGAGGACAAGAGCCACCUGGAGAACCUGCAGAAGAGGAUCUACCAGCUGGAGGAGCAGCUACAUAGUGAGAUGCAGCUAAAGGAUGAGAUGGAGCAAAAGUGCAGGACUACAAAUACAAAACUCGACAAGAUCAUGAAAGAGCUGGACGAGGAGGCCAACGUGAGGAAGGGUGUGGAGGCCAGUAUGUCCCUCCUGGAGAAAGACAAGAUGAUGAUCCAGCACCGAGCCACAGAGUACCAAAGAAAGGUCGACCAGGAGGCCGAAAAGAGACGCAACAUGGAGAACGAGGUUUCCACUCUCAAAGAGCAGCUUGAGGUCAUGAGGAAAAUCAGCCAAAACUCUCAGGCCUCAAAUGACAAGAUCCUACAACUGCAGAAGCAGCUGGAGGAGGCCAAUGACCUGCUGAGAGUGGAGUCAGACACGGCUGCUCGGCUGAGAAAGAGCCACACGGAGAUGGCCAAGUCCAUGAGCCAGCUGGAAGGGCUGACCAGCGAGCUGCAGGAGAAGAGCCGCUCGGCCGACGGGGGGAAGGCCCAGCUGGAGAAAGAGCUGCUGCAGCUGCAGAGCACCCUGGACUCUGAGAGGAGGAGCUACAGUCAGGGAUCAGAGGAGAUCCAUGAGCUACAAGCACGAAUGACGAGUCUUCAACAGGACAAUAAGAACUUGAAGCUCAGCCUGUCCAAAGUGGAGACGGAACGCAAGCAGGCCCAGGAGAGGAGCAACAACCUGGAGAAGGAUAAGAACAACCUGGAGAUCGACCUGAACUACAAGCUAAAGACACUGCAGCAGCGUCUGGACCAGGAGCACACAGAACACAGGGUGACGCGGGCCCAGCUCACUGACAAAUACGAGUCCAUUGAGGAGGCCAAGUCGGCUGCCAUGCAUGCGGUGCAGCACAAGGUGUCUGAGGAGAGCGGGGCGCGGAUGCGAGCGGAGAGCAGGGUGGUGGAGGUAGAGAAGCAGUGCUCCAUGCUGGAGUUUGACCUCAAGCAGUCGGUGCAGAAGAUGGAGCAGCUGAUGAAGCAGAAGGAGAGGCUUGAGGACGAGGUGCAGGCUCUGCGGAUCCAUCUGGAGCAGGAGUCCAGUAAGAGGCUGCUGGCCCAGAACGAGCUCAAGAGCCGCUCCCAGGAGGCGGACCGGCUGAAGGGCUCGGAGAAGCAGCUGAAGCAGGAGAUCAACACGGCACUAGAGAACAAGCGCUCUCUCGAGUUCCAGCUAGCACAGCUCACCAAGCAAUACAGGGGCAACGAGGGACAGAUGAGGGAACUUCAGGACCAGCUUGAGGCCGAACAGUAUUUCUCAACUCUUUAUAAAACUCAGGUGAAGGAACUGAAGGAAGAGAUCGAGGAGAGGAACCGGCAGGUCCAGGAAACUCACAAGAAGGUGCAUGAGCUGCACAGCGAAAGGGACUCCCUGUCAGCCCAGCUGGAUCUGACGGUGACCAAGGCGGAGUCUGAGCAGCUGGCCAGGGCGCUCCAGGAGGAGCAGUACUUUGAGCUGAGCCAGGAGAACAAAAAAGCCAUGGCCAGACACAAGCAGGAGGGUUCCGAGAGGGAUUCAACCAUCGCACGGCUUGAGGAAUCCAACAAAACCCUGACCAAAGACGUGGAGAACCUCAGUAAGGAGAAGGCCGAGCUGGACCACAAGCUUCGCACUCAGAAGGAAGAGUAUGACUCCCAGAAAGAGGAGAUUACAAACACAAUCAAGGCCAACUAUGAGAAGGUUCUCAGCACAGAGCGCACACUCAAGACUCAGGCGGUGAACAAACUGGCAGAGAUCAUGAACAGGAAGGACAUGAAGCUUGACACCAAGAAGAAGGGGAACACGACCGACCUGAGGAAGAAGGAGAAGGAGAACCGCAAGCUGCAGGUGGAUCUCAACCAGGAGAAGGAAAAGUUCAACCACAUGGCCAUCAAGUACCAGAAGGAGCUCAGCGAGAUGCAGGCGCAACUGUCGGAGGAGUGCACGUACCGCAACGAGCUGCAGAUGCAGCUGGACAGCAAGGAGAGUGACAUUGAGCAGCUCAGGGAGAAGCUCAACGACCUGCAGCUGCGCAUGGACAACUCCAGCGUCAUCAGCCUGCAGACGGAUGAGACUGACAGCAACAUCGCUGAAUCCAGACUGGAAGGUUGGCUGUCCAUUCCUAAUAAACCUAAUAUCAAACGAUAUGGCUGGAAGAAGCAGUAUGUGGUGGUGAGCAGCAAGAAGAUUCUGUUCUACAACGAUGAACAGGACAAAGAACAGUCCAACCCCUCCAUGGUACUAGAUAUUGACAAACUGUUCCACGUGCGUCCAGUUACCCAAGGUGAUGUGUACCGAGCAGAGACGGAGGAGAUCCCAAGGAUAUUCCAGAUCCUGUAUGCCAACGAGGGGGAGUGCAGGAAGGAGGCGGACAUGGAGACUGUCUCGCAAGGGGACAAGACCAACUGUCUGCCCCACAAAGGUCACGAGUUCAUCCCCACGCUCUACCACUUCCCUUCUAACUGUGAAGCCUGCUCCAAGCCCCUGUGGAAUGUCUUCAAGCCUCCACACGCCUUGGAGUGCCGCCGCUGCCACGUCAAGUGCCACAGGGACCACCUCGACAAGAAGGAGGACGUCAUCGCCCCCUGCAAAGUGAACUACGAUGUGACCUCUGCCCGGGACAUGCUCCUGCUGGCCUUGACACAAGACGAGCAGAAGAAAUGGAUUGGCCACCUGGGCAAGAAGAUCCCCAAAACACCGCCCUCCUCCUUCCUGAGGGCGUCGCCCCGCACCCUGUCCACCCGCUCCGGAACCAACCAGUCCUUUCGCAAGAACCCCAAAAGCAUAACGGGCAAGCCAAGGUCGCAGUCUCAUUCUGCUACCACAGCCUCCAGCCUCCAAGCAACAGACACAACAUCCAGCACUUGUUGACAACUCCUCCACACCAAAUUUACAGAAGUCUUAACUUUUUAGACCAUCUCCUUCCUGUUUUGGCCUGACUAUUUAUUUAUUAUUAACUGACUGCGUUGACGGUGUAUAUAACAUCAGUGGAAUUGUCCUCCUUUGUGGUUCUUUCUCGUUUGACUUGGGGAACUCUUUCUAUCUAAUUUGACACUAAAGUGUUGUUGGUUGGUUUCAUUGACUAACUCUUAGCCCUCUAUGCAACCUUUCCUGAAGCAGGUGCCCCAUAUAUGGGUUGUUGUAUUUCUCUCAAGAAUGAUGCCAGAGGCUAUCAAAGACAUAAUGAAGUUGCAGUUACUAUGUCUUUAAAUCCAUUUUUCUAUGUAAUAUAUUAAUAUCUAUCGGGGGUACUAACCAAGUGUCAAAUGUCUUCCACUCUUUUACUGGACACCUGUUUUCUCUUCUUUCUUCCAGCUAACCAUCUGAACAUUUGGAUUCUAUUGGGACUUUGUAUUUUUUCUUAUCCCCUCCAUUAUCCCUCACGUUAAAGGAGAAUCUUUAUUUUAUGUAACAGUAAAUUAAAUCAAUCUGACCAGGGACGGAAAUUGGGACAAUUAUCUGACACAAGGCAUCAGGGACAUUGAGAAGGCCUGCUAUUUCCCUCACCCCCUCCUCCCCUAUCCUCACCGCGGAGCCUCAACUAAGACUUCCUCACCCAGGCACCACAUACUUGCAACUCUUCGUUUCUUCCAGAAGAUGGCGUGGGCGACUUGGAACCUGAAUGGAAGAUGGAGAGCAAUAGAAAAGGGAUCAUGGUAUGCAGUGGGUAGUACAUAUUCCAUAUCAGUCAUGGGAAGGGAUUCCGGUUGAAUGAAUGACUGCAGGUUUUUCUGGGGCUCUUGCAUGUCAACAUGGAGGUAUUGUAGUACAGGGAUUGGCUUAACUAUGCGGUGAAUGGGUACAUCUCGGGGAUACGGAAAUGUGGUUGUUUUUUUCUUCCCUUGUCAGUAACUCUGUUUCCUUCAAUGUACUUUGAUGCCUUUGACUGGUGGCCUUUACGCUUCUAUCCCCUAUUACUCUGCACAUCAGUUAUACCAGGGGUCGGUUGGGACAGAGUAUGUAUUGGGAACUGAGUAUUCGAUAUUUUUGAGUAUUGAGUGAGGAGCAUGCAAGAUCAUUUCAAUCUAUGCAUUAUUAUUUUGAUUAUAAUUAUUGUUAUUGCUCCAAGCCAUAAGGAAAUUCCAUUGUAAUGGCAUAUAGGAGACCUAAAAACUUCAGUUUUUUUUCUGUGUUCAUUGGGUACCUUGUUUUCUGUAAUAUUGUUUUUUUUUCAUGUAUUUUUUGUAUGUAUUGCCUUACAUUGACUCAUAGAUAAAUGGUUCAAAAGGAAAACGUUAAGUUAACAAAUGUAAAACUGCACUGUUUGAAUUGUAAAUUAUUUGUAGAAAACUAAACAGGUGUAGCAUUUGGCCCACCUAGUGCCUUAACGUUUGGAUAACAAUUUUACUGCCAUAUCUGUUUGUGUUUAUCUCCAAAAACAAGACAAAUCUUAACUCUUACAUCAAUCUUUUUUAAAUAUCUGCCACACUGGUUUUAUCAGAACGUUCCGUCUGGUUUGGGUAUAUCCAAUGCCUCUUUAUAGACUCAUUGCAAUAGUUUAAUGUGUCAACACAAAGUUCCCAGAGUCCAGUAUGUAUCUCACGAAAGUCUCUGGAUGGUGUACCUUGUUAAAGAUGUUAUAUUAAUAUGGUAUUGUUUCAAGCAAACCCCACUCAGUGAACAAUAUUAGAAAUAAAAUAAGGAUCAUGAAUACCUCAAUAAUUCUAAAUGUUUAAAAAAAACUUUGUUCAGUAAAAAGAGAAAAGCACUGGAACUAUGAUCUACUCUAUUUUGUCUUGGAUGAAUCACAUGUUUAAUUGCAAUGGAGGCCACACUGAUGGAUAGGUGUCAAUAAACAUAUCUUUAUCAUCUA